UUAAUUUGAGUUAGACAUAGGAGUUCCAAAGUGUCCGGAAAACAUUGAGAGUCUCUCAUUCUCUCCUCUCCUUUCGCUCUGAACUGUUGCUGCAAUGCCACUCUCUUAUUCUCGUCCAUUCUUACCUGUAAAUCUACUCCUCCUCUACCCUCUAAUUUUAGAAACCACGAUCAAUCCAAGAAACCAAACCAAAAGAAGAAAGAAAAAAUAAAUAAAUAAAUAAAAACCUUCUGUUUUUUGUUCAUGAAUGAACUAACGCCAUCAUCGUUUUCAUAAUAUAAUUCAUUUUCUCUUCUGGGUUUCUUCUCUUUUUUGUUUUUUUUGAAGUUGAAAGAAAAACCCAUUUCUUGUUUUCUCUUUCUGGGUUCUCAUUCAUUGUUUUGGUGAGUGAGAAAGAAAAGAUGUACCACUACCACAACAACAUUGUUGCCUUUUGGCUUCUUUUCCUUGGAGUCUUGACCUCUCCGGUCCACUCGAAAACCGCUUCCCCGGAUGUUUCUGCCCUUAAUGUGAUGUAUAACAGCUUGAAUUCUAAUUCAAAACUAACUGGCUGGAAAUCAAGUGGGGGUGACCCUUGUGGUGACUCCUGGUUAGGGAUCAAAUGCUCAGGCUCAUCCGUAACUGAAAUAAACCUAUCUAACCUUGGACUCACCGGAUCAAUGGGCUACCAGCUUUCAAGCUUAACAUCCGUUACUCACUUUGAUUUAAGCAAGAACAACCUAAAGGGUGAGAUACCAUAUCAGCUCCCUCCUAAUGCAGCUUACAUAGAUCUUUCUCAAAAUGGCUUCACUGGUGGUGUGCCCUACUCAAUUUCUCAGAUGGCUGACCUUCAAUACCUAUAUCUUGGUAACAAUCAGUUGAAAAACCAGUUGAGUGAUAUGUUUGGAAAACUUUCAAAACUGAAAGAGAUGGAUCUUUCCGACAACUCACUGUCGGGCAAUUUGCCUCAGAGUUUCAAAUCACUCAAAAGCCUCAAAAAAUUGAAUCUGCAAAACAAUCAAUUCAGUGGCUCAAUUAAUGCCCUUGCUAAUCUUCCCCUUGAUGAUUUGAAUGUUGAAAAUAACAAAUUUACUGGAUGGAUUCCAAACCAAUUGAAAGAAAUAAACUUAGAAUCUGGAGGUAAUUCCUGGUCAUCUGGAGGAGCUCCUCCUCCUCCUCCUGGUACACCACGUGUUGCUAAUCAACACACUAGUAAAAACCAUUCUGGAGGUAAGUCUGUCUUGAGUGGAGCAGCAAUAGCUGGAAUAGCUUUGGGUGCACUGGCAGCAAUUGGGGUUCUAAUUGCACUAUUUUCAAGAAGAAAGUCGUCUCCUUCCUCACAUUUCCUUGAUGAAGAGAGAUCUAACCAGAGCAGAUCAUUUACUCCUCUUGCAUCUCAGGAAUUAUCCAAAAACUUGCCUACUGACAUAAGCAAUGACUUCAAAGGGCAUAGGUCAGUGGAUUCAUCUGCUUCAAUUGAUGUAAAGACUUUGCAAAAGUCUCCUUCAGUUGGUUUUAAGCUUCCACCUCCUGAGUUUAAGCAAACUUAUAAUGACAAUGAGUUUGCUAACCUUCUGAAUGCUAGAAAAAGCACCUCCCUUCGUGCUACAUCUUACUCUUUGGCAGAUUUACAACUUGCUACUGCUAAUUUCGCGUCAGGCCGCCUUCUCGGAGAGGGAUGUAUUGGACGUGUUUAUCGAGCUAAAUAUGCUGAUGGAAAGGUUUUAGCUGUUAAAAAGAUUGACUCCUCACUUUUUCAAGGAAGGCGAUCAGAAGAAUUUUCUGGAAUAGUUUCAAACAUUUCCAGGCUUCACCAUGCAAACAUAGCUGAGCUUGUGGGUUAUUGUUCAGAACAGGGGCAUAACAUGUUAAUUUAUGAGUAUUUCAGAAAUGGUUCACUUCAUGAAUUCUUACACAUGUCAGAUGACUAUAGCAAACCACUAACUUGGAACACCAGAGUCAGAAUUGCAUUAGGGACAGGCCGAGCAGUUGAGUACCUCCAUGAAGUCUGUUCUCCAUCCUUAGUCCACAAGAACAUCAAGUCAUCGAAUAUUUUGCUCGACGCUGAUCUCAAUCCUCAUCUCUCUGACAGUGGUUUGGCAAUCUUUCAUCAGCGUACUAGUCAAAACCUUGGGGUAGGAUAUAAUGCUCCAGAGUGCACAAAACCUUCAGCCUACACAAUGAAAAGUGAUGUUUACAGUUUUGGAGUGGUCAUGUUGGAAUUAUUGACAGGGCGAAUGCCUUUGGACAGUGCAAAACCAAAAUUCGAACAAUGCCUUGUACGAUGGGCCACACCACAGCUCCAUGACAUAGAUGCAUUGGCGAGAAUGGUUGAUCCUGCCCUGCGUGGAUUGUACCCUCCCAAGUCACUCUCUCGAUUUGCUGAUAUUAUUGCCCUCUGUGUUCAGUCCGAGCCCGAAUUUCGACCUCCUAUGUCAGAGGUGGUGCAGGCAUUGGUGCGGUUAGUCCAACGGACAAGUAUGAACUUGAGAGAUGAGCUUGGGGCAUCUCGUGGGAGAGAUGACUUUGAGUAUUUGUGAUUCAAAAUAUUGUAUAUACAUGUGUGAGAUAGAUUUGAGGGAAGGAGAGUCAUGUUCUUUUUGUUUUUUUUUUUUUUUCAUGGAUUUUUUUGUUAGUAUAUAUACAUUUUUUUUAGAACUCUUAGAAACUUUAGUUGUUAUAAUUUUGAAGUUUGUUUCUUUUUUAAGAAAGCAGAAUGAGCUGCUUGAGAAAGAAUUGUAUCUGUCGAAGCCUGGUACAAGCUGCUUCUUAAGUGAAGUUAAAAUGAGGGACAAGUCCAAAAUUUGGGACAUUUUUGAAAUUGAAAGAGUUUUACAUUUUUUAAGCCA
Quercus lobata is the source of this 2828-nucleotide messenger RNA. Its product is annotated as protein STRUBBELIG-RECEPTOR FAMILY 5-like. NCBI's taxonomy places the organism in Eukaryota, Viridiplantae, Streptophyta, Magnoliopsida, Fagales, Fagaceae. Bases 402 to 2519 code for a protein of 705 amino acids. The transcript has 16 exons. Gene Ontology annotation, molecular function: protein binding; protein kinase activity; ATP binding. Gene Ontology annotation, biological process: protein phosphorylation. The record is from RefSeq and is a predicted model, not a curated record.